Molecule: messenger RNA, 3059 nt
Organism: Bursaphelenchus xylophilus (pine wood nematode)
Lineage: Eukaryota; Metazoa; Nematoda; Chromadorea; Rhabditida; Aphelenchoididae
Source: the annotation of a GenBank genome assembly
AUGCCCGAAAAUUGCGUAAACUAUACGAAUCGCGAUGUGUUCCAAACGGUCUCUGUGCUGGCUGUUGUUGCGAAUGGCUUGUUGUAUCGAUUGAUACGGAAACACACUCCGUUUGUGAUGAGUGGAUACAAGAAGGUGCUGUACACGUCCUGCAUUUUCGAUGGGCUAGCGGCGAUCUCGCACUUCUCCAUAUUGUUGGUAUGUUUUUUGGUGAGCAAACAUGACCUCAUCGCUUGGAAUUUCUGGAUUAUGACCCAGGAUUGAAAUCUUCCAAAGUGUAGCCAAACUUCAACUUUUAUGUCACCUGAAGUCCAUAAAUCGGUUAAAAUUUUUUGAUUUUUCAACGGUUUUAUUGCCGUUUGUCCAGAAAAUAGGCUAACAAUAAAUCGAAAAAUAAGGGCCAAAUCUUAUAAAAUGUGGCCAUGUUUUUUUGAUUUAGCCAUAUCUUUUGUGACUUAACCGAAUUUGGCUGCCAUGGUCAAAUUCUUUAGAUUUGGGCUUGUUUUACAAGACUUGGCCAUAUUUUCAAAAAAGUUAUCAGAUUUGUCACGUGGGCCGCAUUUUUUCAAUUUCGCCGAGAUUUAUAAGAGCUGUUCUGCGAUUUGUUCAUAUUUGGCCACAACUUCAACGUUUCUUCGUCUAGGUCUAAAAUUUUCGAUUUAGUCACGCUUUACAAGAUUUGGCCAUAAUUUUUAUGAAUUGAUCAAAUUUGGCCACAUUGGCCAUAUUUUUUGCGAUUUGGCCGAGUUUUUCAAGAUUUAGCUACAUUUUUUAAAUCUUGCCAAGUUUGGCCAAAAUUUACAAGUUUUUUGUCUAGGCCAAUAUUUUUCGACUUGAACGGAUUUGGCCAUAUUUUUUAUGAGUUGACCAAAUUUGGCCACAAUUUACAAUUUUUUUUCUGUCUAGGCCAAAAUUUAUAAUACCUGUCCAUAUUUAAAAAUUUUGCCAAAUUUGGCCAUUGGUUCCCAAUUUUUUCGUUUUAGCCACAAUUUGCAAGACUGGGCCAUAUUUCGAAAUUCUUAGUAAUUUUUUGUGUGCCGGGGUCGGCUUGGUCCAUUCUGAAUCGCCAUCGAUGAAAUCGUUAUCGUUUCUAUUUUCUUCAGCGUCCAUCAAUGGAGCAGGACGUUGCGGUAGCAAACUUUGACGGACCAUUGCCUCACUUCAUCGACUCCAUGGGCCUCUUACAAGACGGUCGGCUUGCGUAUCUUAUGAUUGUCGAGAUGGCCUUUCAAUUCAAUACUUUGGUCUAUUCUUUUGUUCCGUUUACCUACAGAUACUUUCAUAUUGUCCGGUAUGUUUAUAAAUACAAGCUCAAAAUUCAUACUUUUAGGAAUGUUCGUUUCACAAACCUAAAAUUUGCAUGUUUAUGUGUUGGCUAUGUGGCGCCGACAAUUUUGUUGGCCACAGUUCAUCCACUUCUUGCCAAAGAGACCUACGAACACAUGGUGUUGUAUUUGGGGCCGGCGACGGGCGGGUGUCUUCGGCGAAUCCCCUUUUAUGACAGCAGGGUGUUUUACGAACAGGUCAGCCUUUUUAUGUUGUUUUAUUUUAUCUUGAAGCUAUUUGACGGCAAUUCGAAAUGGAGGAAAAAUACUUCAGUGCUACUUUAAAGUUUCGUUUAGACCGAUUGGUUGUCAUUCUCUGUAGAAUCAUGGUUGAUUCAUAGACGGUUUGACCUCAAACCCUCUAUGAAAAUGCCGCGCAAACUGACAGCUGCUUGGCAACACACGGCAUCCCUUUUGCGGGUGAAACUUUUCUUGCGAAGCUCUAUGCCUAAGGAAAGAUAAGCCUAAGCAAGCCUAACAAGCAUAAACCUAAGCCAAUCUAUGCAAGGUUAACAAGGGAAGUACCCCAAGUGUGACGCUCAGAUUUCGAUAAAGUCUGGUACAAAUUUAGAACUAUGCAAGACCUUCUCAACGAUCGCACAUGUGGGCUCUCCCUCGCUGACCGCUUUUUUUUCGUUGCAGGCUGUUUUUUAUUUUUUUGUUGGGUUCGUUUCGCUAUUGACUUUCAAUUUGGAAAAAAAAAAUUUUUUUCGUAUAACAUGUCACACCUUAUCUUUUUCAAUUUUCAAAAAAGAACUCAUCGUAUAACAUGUCACAUCUUCUCUUUUUCGAUUUUCAAGUAAUUUUUCACCGUAUAACAUGUCACAUUUUUGUUAUUUUCAAAAAAGAAUUCAUCGUAUAACAUGUCACACCUUAUCUUUUUCAAUUUUCAAAAUGAGGGGGAGGUUCAAAAACGGAGGAGAAUUCGGAAGGGGGAGAGUUCGGAUUGGGGAAGAGUUCAAAAAGGGGGGAGUUCAAAAAGGGGGAGAGUUCGGUAGACCAAUGGGGGCACCUGAUUGUCGUAGACCACUGGGGAAACUUGACCACGGAAAUUCGGUCUUCCACGAAUGAAUUCCGAACCAACCAAGGGUGUCCCCUUACCACUGAAAGAAAAAUAAACUUUCUGUGAGAAAAGAAAACGAAUCAUCGAUAUCGAACUAGCAAGCAGACUGCUCUAUUUGCCGUUGACCACUUACCAGAUUACCAACUUUCAGCCAUAUGUUCUCAUUUCGUACUGGGCUUUGCACGGAAUGUGGUUCGUGAUGUUGUUUCCGCUGAUCUCGCUCUUCUGCGCAUUUCAAGUGUAUCGAAAGCUAAAUCAGGAUGUUCAACGGGCAACGGCGUUGAAGAAUUUGCAACGGCAAAUCACAAUUGUUCUCACGGUGCAGGUAAAAUCCUUCUCAUUAUUCUUGCAAUUUUACCAUGGGGUGUUUGAAUAAUCGUCCGUUCCAGACCGCCGUUCCUUUCGUGUCCGUGGCGCUUCCCGUCGCCUACGUCAUCUACCAUCUGACCACACAAGGACACUCCGAGUCCGAAAAGAACUUCGCGCUGCGCCUGUUCUUUGGGUCGUUGGCGGUGGUGCCGUUGAGCAACGCGACGUGCAUCAUCCUCUUCGUCAAGGAGUACCGGAUCGCCGUCCUUCGAGGGCUGCGAUUGUACGAAGACAGACGGUUGGUUAGCACGACCAUAAGUUCGUUGGUUGCGUCUUCGAAAGUGUUCACGACAGUCGCAUAA